Molecule: messenger RNA, 2760 nt
Organism: Gracilinanus agilis (Agile Gracile Mouse Opossum)
Lineage: Eukaryota; Metazoa; Chordata; Mammalia; Didelphimorphia; Didelphidae
Product: zinc finger protein 665-like
Exons: 6
Coding region: 1-2649 (882 amino acids)
Biological process (GO): regulation of transcription by RNA polymerase II
Cellular component (GO): nucleus
Molecular function (GO): RNA polymerase II cis-regulatory region sequence-specific DNA binding; DNA-binding transcription activator activity, RNA polymerase II-specific
Source: RefSeq, a predicted model, not a curated record
AUGAGAUGGUUUUCAGACCCAGUUGAGAGCCCAUUCAGCAUCAGAAAAGUCAUUGAUCUACAGCUACUUCCCCUCAAAAAGGAAGCUCAUGAAUGUGAUGAGUGUGGAACAACCUGCACUGAUCCCUCAUCUCUUACUGACCACCCUCAGUUUCAUAGUGGAAAGAAACCAUCUAUAUGUGAUCAGAGUAGGAAUGUGUAUGUGAUCAGAGAGUUGGUGACAUUCAAGGAUGUGGCCGUGGACUUCACCCAGGAGGAGUGGCGCCUCUUGGACCAUCCUCAGAAAGAGCUGUAUAUGGCGGUCAUGCUGGAGAAUGCUCAGAACGUUUUCUUCCUGGGACUUCUACUUCCCAGAGAAUCUUUGAUCUCCUGUUUUCAUCAAGGGGAAGCCCCAUCGAUGCGAGCCAAAGAAGGCCAAAGAAACUCCUGUCCAGUCUCAGUUGCAGGGAUAUCGGUCAGAUCACUCAAGCCAUUCAGAGCUCAUCAUGUCCCAGUUGUGAAGGAGAAUGAGGAUGCUGGGCCUGCCUGUGUGACAGAAGAGUUUGACUUUAGUUUGAGAAAAAAAUGUGACUCUGAUAUCAAGGUAGAGAGAUAUCCAGAGAGUUACUAUGAAUUUGAUGAAGAUGGAAAGAGUGUCAGGCAAUAUUCAUUUCUGAUUCAGUGUAAGAAAAUGGCCCCAGGGAAGGACUGUUCUCAGUAUGCCAAAUAUAGAGAAUCUUCCAAUGAACAGCUAGAGCUUAUUGAGUCCCAUGAGAAACCUCCCCAAGUAGAAGCCUAUCAAUGUACUCACUAUGAGAUGGUCUUCAGCCCCAGCUCAGAUCUCAUUCAGCAUCAGAAAAGUCAGAGUGGAAGAAUGCUUUUUAUACAUAAUGAAAAUGGGAAGGUGACCUCAAAGCCAAAGCUCAUUGAUCCACAGAUACUUCCCAUCAAAAAGGAAGCUCGUGAAUGUGAUGAGUGUGGAACAACCUGCACUGAUCAUUCAUCUCUUACUGACCACCCUCAGUUUCAUAGUGCAAAGAAACCAUCUGCAUGUGAUCAGAGCAGGAAUCCCUUUGGUUGGGACUCAGACCUUCUUAAACAUCCAGACAUUUGUACUAGUAAUGAUCCUUAUAAAUGUAAUGAAUGUGGAAUGGCCUUUAGCUACUUGUCACAUCUUAUGGACCAUCAGAGAACCCACACUGGAGAGAAACUUUAUGAGUGUAAUCAAUGUGGAAAGGCUUUUAGAAUCAGCUCCAGUCUUAAGAAACAUCAGAGAAUCCACACUGGAGAGAAACCUUUUGAAUGUAACCAAUGUGGAAAGGCUUUGAGAAGCAUCCUAAGUCUUAGGUAUCAUGAGAAAAUUCAUACAGGGGAGAAACCUUAUGAAUGUCAACAAUGUGGAAAGACUUUCAGAAGCAGCUCCAAUCUUAGUGUUCAUCGGAGAAUCCACAUUGGAGAGAAACUUUAUCAGUGUGAUCAAUGUGGAAAGGCUUUUAGAAUCAGCUCCAGUCUUAAGAAACAUCAGAGAAUCCACACUGGAGAGAAACCUUAUGAAUGUAAUCAAUGUGGAAAGGCUUUUACGCGGAAAACUAGUCUUACUUAUCAUGAAAGAAGCCAUACUGGAGAGAAGCCAUAUGAAUGUAAUCAAUGUGGAAAGACUUUCAGAAGCAGUUCGAAUCUUGGUGAUCAUCAGAGACAUCAGAGAAUCCACACUGGAGAGGAACCUUAUGAAUGUCAUCAAUGUGGGAAAGCUUUCAAAAGCAGUUGUAGUCUUAAGUAUCAUGAGAAAAUGCAUACAGGAGAGAAACCUUAUAAAUGUAAUCAAUGUGGAAAGGCUUUCAGAAUCAGCUCCAUUCUUAGGAAUCAUCAGGGAAUCCACACUGGUGAGAAACCUUAUGGAUGUAAUCAGUGUGGAAAGGCUUUUAGAAGUCGCUACCUUCUUAGUCAUCAUCAGAGAAUCCACACUGGAGAGAAUCCUUAUGAGUGUAAUCAAUGUGGAAAGGCUUUCAGAAGCAUCCCCAGUCUUAGGUAUCACGAGAAAAUUCAUACAGGAGAGAAACCUUAUGAAUGUAAUCAGUGUGGAAAGGCUUUCAGAAGCAGCACUAGUCUUAAGUAUCAUAAGAAAAUUCAUACAGGAGAAAAGCCUUAUGAAUGUAAUCAGUGUGGAAAGGCUUUCACAGAAUCCAGACAUCUUAUUCAGCAUAAGAGAAUCCACACUGGAGAGAAUCCUUAUGAAUGUAAUCUAUGUGGAAAGGCUUUCAAAAGCAUCCCCAGUCUUAGAUGUCAUGAGAAAAUUCAUACAGGAGAGAAGCCUUAUGAAUGUAAUCAAUGUGGAAAGACUUUCACAUGGAAGCAUGUUUUUGCUGUACAUCUGAGAAUCCACACUGGAGAGAAGCCUUAUGAAUGUCAUCUAUGUGGAAAGACUUUCAGAAGCAGAUCCAGUCUUACUCAACAUCAGAGAAUCCACACAGGAGAAAAACCUUAUGGAUGUAAUCAAUGUGGAAAGGCUUUUAGAAAGAGCUGCCAUCUUAGUAAUCAUCAGAGGAUCCACACUGGAGAGAAUCCUUAUGAAUGUAAUCAGUGUGGAAAGGCUUUUAGAAGUAUCCCCAGUCUUAGGUAUCAUGAGAAAAUUCAUACAGGAGAGAAGCCUUAUGAAUGUAAUCAGUUUUGAAAGAUUUUAACACAAUCCACACAUCUUACUCACUAUCUAAGAAUCCAUACUGGAGAAAAAUCUUAUGAAUAUAAAGAAUAUAAAGGGUUUCACACAAAAAUCCAAUCUCAG